Messenger RNA from Penicillium pulvis, 367 nucleotides. RefSeq lists its product as uncharacterized. The record is from RefSeq and is a predicted model, not a curated record. The transcript is spliced from 2 exons. Lineage: Eukaryota; Fungi; Ascomycota; Eurotiomycetes; Eurotiales; Aspergillaceae. Bases 98 to 295 code for a protein of 65 amino acids.
AACAUCAUCAACUCAAUCAAUCAAUCAUUCCAAUCCACUCAAUUCAAUUCGCUUUCCUCAACCAAUCGAUCUCCCGAUCAACCAAUUCAACAUCAAAAUGCAGUUCAUCACCGUUAUCAUUGCUACCCUGGCCGCCGUCGCCACUGCUACUCCUUCUCCCGAUGCCUUUGAGAAGCGCACCUGUGUCGGCCACUACAAGGUUGCCUGCGAGAGCAAUGGUCCUUCUUGCUGCGAUGGCUGGCAGUGCGUUGGGGCCACUGAGUGGAACGCUGGUGUUUGCAUUCCUCGCUAUUAAGGGCGUUGAAGAGCUUAAAUAGAUUUGGUAUUUGUGCGGGCAUAAAUAGAAAUCGUGAUACGUUAUUUUCCU